AGUGGGGGAAGGGAAGAAGGAAAGAGGGAGAAGAAAAAAGGAAGCAGACUCGAUGAGGGAGGUAGGGAAAAUAAAGCUGGCAGAACAAUAAGGCAGAGCUUGAAGAAGUGUAGAGAGCACGCGAGCGAGAGAGAGGGGACAGUUUGGAAAAGACAGGCGCAGUCACAUCCUGUUGGCAUUCAGAAGAUAAAAAGGAGGAAUGAGGGAGGUGACUGUGCGGCUAUGAAGAUGAAAACUUUCUGUGUGCAUGGUUAUUGUUUUAUAUUGUGCAGCUCUUGUGCAGUCUGUGAGUACGUGUGUGUGUGUGUGUGCUUGUUUGCCAGCUUUUCAUAGUGGGCGAAUGUGUCAUGUUUUUAUUGCACUUUGCCAGAGAUUAACUGUUCACCUUUUACGGCUGGGAGGGAGGUGGUAUUGUCAUUCAGCCAGAGGAGGAGGAGGAGGAGGAGGAGGGGUCCAUGGAAGAGGGAGUUAGGGAGGGAGGUACAGAAGGAAAAGGAGUGGCCUUCUGGAGAUAGUCGUCUUUUCUACAGGAGGAAAGUCUUCUGAGUGAAAACACAGAGGAACUAUCUGGGAGUCCUGAUACAGAACAAGAAAGAGGUGACUUUACAUUUUCCAUCAGGAGUGUUUUAUUACAACAUGACAUCAACGGCUUCACCAAAGAAGAUGGUGUCUUCUGUCUUCAUCACACUGUCUUCUCCGCAUCGAGCUACUGUGACCCAACCACAGCAGCAGCAGAACUCGGGCCAAACUCACAGCGUCGCUGCUAGAGACAAGCAGUGUGCUGUCACGAGAGGUGACCCAAGUAAACCUGCCUUUAGACAUAAAAAACAGGAGCAGUUGCCAUCUGAGCCUAACACCAGCACAGACAGCACAGCGAGACCUCAUCCAGGAGCUUCAGUCCAAAUAUCACAACCUCAAACUUGGAAACCUACCAACUCUGGGCUCACCAAAGCAGAGGUGCAAGAGGAGACAAGCAAACUUGCUCCUGCAGUAAUAGAGCACUUUCCUCUUCCUCCUCCACCACCUCCUGCUACACUGGAAACAACUCAGUCUGAAGAUGCAACACUUCCACCACCUCCUCCUGAGCUCCUGUCUCAGCGUCAGUCCCCAUGGUCACAGCCAUUACAAAACAUAGAGGAAGAAAGAAACACACCAUCCAGUGGGUUAAAUCAAGAUGAACAAUCACACAGAAGCCACAAAAAUAGCCAAGACACCAACGAGGACAGUAAAGAUGUGUGUGGCUUCUGUCGGAAGACUGUGGCUCUGAGUGAACCGGCCAUAGAAGCCCUGAACAGGACUUACCACGACAGCUGCUUCCAGUGCAGAUCCUGUCACGUUCCACUGGCUGGAAAACUGUACUACAACAAGGCCGGAAUCCCACUGUGUGAGGAUUGCUACCAGGCUACUCUAGAACUUUGCUGGACAUGUGGAGAGGUUAUCAAAGAUCGUGUGAUCCAUGCACUGGAGCGAGCAUACCAUCCUUCGUGUUUCACCUGCACAACAUGCAGUCGGGAAAUUGGAGGGCAAAGAUUUGCACAGGGAGAAGUUGGAGAAGUGUAUUGCCUUCAGGACUACUACAGGAAAUAUGCUCCAAAGUGCAGUGCUUGUAAUCAGCUAAUUAUUCCCAAAGAUGAUGGCACUGACAGCUACACUCUUGAAUGCCUGGGAUCCUCCUACCAUGAAGACUGCUAUAGAUGUCAGGUUUGUGCCAUCAAGCUCUCACCAGAACCAACUGAACAUGGCUGCUAUCCCCUGGACGGGAAGAUGCUUUGCAAAUCUUGCCAUCUGAGCCUGGUUUCUGGUCAGCACUGAUGCCGCGACUCACAAUCAUCAGAAAAACACCAGUAGGAGUUAAGGAGAUAUGGGAAUGCCAUUUAGGAAGUGGAAAUACAAGUGCUACAAACCUUCAUUUCCAAUAAAACAACAUACAGUUUGUCUUACAAUACUUUUUCUGAAGAGCUUCUUAGUCAUCUUCUAUACUUGAUUAUUUUGCACUCCAAUUCCAUCAAAUAUAUUUAUGCAACUGUUUUUGCCAAGCGACACUGCAUGCAUUAUUUCACAUUUCUGCACUGUUUUGUAAAUCUUAAACACUUUGUCUCAGUCAUAACCAUUUAAUAUAACAUACCUUUAGCUAUAAAAA
This is a messenger RNA of Thalassophryne amazonica, 2140 nucleotides long. RefSeq names its product filamin binding LIM protein 1 (gene fblim1). Gene Ontology annotation, biological process: cell-cell adhesion. Gene Ontology annotation, cellular component: stress fiber; focal adhesion. Gene Ontology annotation, molecular function: filamin binding. Bases 637 to 1812 code for a protein of 391 amino acids. The transcript has 8 exons. The record is from RefSeq and is a predicted model, not a curated record. Lineage: Eukaryota; Metazoa; Chordata; Actinopteri; Batrachoidiformes; Batrachoididae.